GGUGUAAAUACUUUUCUAGUGAGAUCUGAGCUUGGGAAAUGGAGAUUGUAGAAGAACAAGCUCCUCUCACCAUUUCUUCUUCUCUCUAAAAAAAAGAGACUUCACCGAUUCUUUUUAUUAUUCCUUCCCAGAUUUUCUCGGGAAAAUUAAUUCUUUUCCUCCUCUUUCUUCUCACUUGUUGUUCCUUAACACUCCCUUCUUUUUCUUCUUCUAGAUCUACUAUAAACUGAUUUCAUUUCAGGAUUAAACCAUCCAAGUCUUCGGCAAGAUAUGGGUUUGUUCGUGUUCUAUUAAACUUGUUUCAAUCGAGAAUUAAAAAGAAUCCGAUUCCACAGAUGGAACUAUGUGCUGUGGAUCAGACCGAUUAAACCAGAUCGUGUCAUCAAGUUCUUCGUUGUCAAUUUUUUUCGAGGAUAACAAUCUUGUUACCUACACAGACAUGAAUCACUUAACAGUCGAAACAGAGGAUACGUUUGCGAGCUUGCUUGAGCUCGCAGCUAACAACGAUGUGGAAGGUGUAAGGCUUUCUAUUGAGAGAGAUCCUUCUUGUGUAGACGAAGCUGGUCUCUGGUACGGUCGUCAAAAAGGUUCUAAAGCUAUGGUUAAUGAUCAGAGGACUCCGUUGAUGGUUGCUGCUACUUAUGGAAGCAUUGAUGUGAUCAAGCUUAUUGUUUCUUUGACUGAUGCUAGCGUGAACCGCGCUUGUGGGAAUGAUCAGACUACUGCUCUACACUGCGCUGCUUCUGGAGGAGCUGUGAAUGCUAUCCAAGUUGUUAAGCUGCUUCUUGCAGCUGGAGCAGAUUUGAAUCUGUUGGAUGCUGAAGGUCAACGAGCUGGUGAUGUUAUUGUUGUUCCUCCUAAGCUUGAAGGUGUGAAGCUGAUGCUUCAGGAGCUUCUUUCUGCUGAUGGAUCAUCGUCUGCGGAACGGAAUUUACGGGUUGUGACGAAUGUUCCUAAUAGAAGCUCUUCUCCAUCUCAUUCUCCUACUGGAGAGAAUGGCGGACCGGGGUCUGGUUCACCGCUCGGUUCUCCUUUUAAGCUGAAAUCGACUGAUUUCAAGAAAGAGUAUCCAGUUGACCCGUCUUUACCGGAUAUCAAGAAUAGUAUCUAUGCGACUGAUGAGUUCAGAAUGUAUUCCUUCAAGGUCCGGCCUUGCUCGCGUGCUUAUUCGCAUGAUUGGACUGAGUGUCCUUUUGUCCACCCGGGCGAAAACGCGAGAAGAAGAGACCCGAGGAAGUUCCAUUACAGCUGUGUUCCUUGCCCGGAUUUUAGGAAAGGAGCUUGUAGGCGAGGAGAUAUGUGUGAGUAUGCGCACGGUGUGUUCGAAUGUUGGCUUCAUCCGGCUCAGUACAGGACCCGUCUUUGUAAAGACGGAACAGGCUGUGCUCGGCGUGUUUGUUUCUUUGCGCAUACACCCGAGGAGCUUCGACCUUUGUACGCAUCAACUGGUUCAGCGGUUCCUUCACCUCGAUCGAAUGCUGAUUAUGCAGCUGCUUUGAGUCUCCUUCCUGGUUCUCCAUCAGGAGUCUCUGUCAUGUCCCCGCUUUCGCCAUCAGCAGCGGGAAACGGGAUGUCUCAUUCGAAUAUGGCUUGGCCGCAACCGAAUGUCCCUGCGUUGCACUUACCUGGAAGUAAUCUACAGUCAAGCAGGCUAAGGUCUUCUCUUAAUGCAAGAGAUAUCCCGACGGAUGAGUUCAAUAUGUUAGCGGAUUACGAGCAGCAGCAACUCCUCAACGAAUAUUCCAAUUCUCUGAGCCGUUCUGGUCGGAUGAAAUCAAUGCCUCCUUCAAAUCUCGAAGAUCUUUUCUCAGCAGAAGGCUCCUCGUCUCCCCGGUUCACUGAUUCUGCUUUAGCUUCCGCGGUGUUCUCGCCUACACACAAAUCAGCUGUCUUCAACCAGUUCCAACAACAGCAACAGCAGCAGCAGAGCAUGUUGUCUCCAAUCAACACAAGCUUUUCUUCACCAAAGAGUGUUGAUCACUCAUUGUUUUCGGGUGGAGGAAGAAUGUCUCCUAGGAAUGUGGUUGAGCCAAUUUCACCCAUGAGUUCUCGUGUUUCCAUGUUGGCUCAGUGCGUGAAGCAACAGCAACAACAACAACAACAGCAGCAGCAGCAGCAACAACAUCAGUUCCGUAGCCUUAGCUCCAGAGAGCUCAGAACAAACUCAAGCCCAAUAGUUGGUUCACCGGUAAACAACAACUCAUGGUCAUCAAAAUGGGGAUCUUCAAAUGGUCAACCGGAUUGGGGGAUGAGCUCAGAGGCGCUUGGUAAGUUGAGAUCUUCGUCAUCGUUUGAUGGUGAUGAGCCUGAUGUGUCAUGGGUCCAGUCAUUGGUGAAGGAGUCUCCAACAGAAGCCAAAGAGAAAGCAGCAACAUCUUCCUCAGGGGAACACGUGAAGCAGCCAAACCCGGUUGAACCGGUAAUGGAUCAUGCUGGGCUAGAAGCUUGGAUUGAGCAAAUGCAGCUCGAUCAGCUUGUGGCUCAGCAGAAUUGAGAGACCAAACCAAAGAAUCACGUGUUCUUGUCUGGUCUCUCUAUGUGGUAGAUAAAAACCUCUUUUUUACAGGUGGUGGUGGUGGUAAUAGAAGGGUAACAAGAUUAACAAAGAAGAGAAGAGAAGAAAGAAGUUUUCUUUGUUUUUGGUCAAUUAAUUUUCACAAAAAAAAACAGUUUUUUUUUAGAGAAGAGAAGGGAACAAUACAAGAAAAAGGCUUAUGGGGAAGAAAGGAGAUGAAACAAAACCUUCUUGGUUUUCUUUCUCCCAUUUUCAAUUUUUUUUAGGAUUUCUUUCUCCCAUUAUCAUUAUUAUUAUUAUUGUUAUUAAUAUUAUUAUUUUUUAUAUUAUUAUUGUUAUGACUGUUUGUUAUCGUUUGUUAUAAUGAGUACCCUGAAAUUAAUUUCAAUAAUCUUUUAAAAAAAAAA
Molecule: messenger RNA, 2922 nt
Organism: Arabidopsis lyrata subsp. lyrata
Lineage: Eukaryota; Viridiplantae; Streptophyta; Magnoliopsida; Brassicales; Brassicaceae
Product: zinc finger CCCH domain-containing protein 30
Exons: 2
Coding region: 344-2494 (716 amino acids)
Molecular function (GO): metal ion binding; protein binding
Source: RefSeq, a predicted model, not a curated record